Siniperca chuatsi (mandarin fish) is the source of this 1871-nucleotide messenger RNA. It is a transcript of the gene taf15, whose product is annotated as TAF15 RNA polymerase II, TATA box binding protein (TBP)-associated factor. The transcript has 16 exons. Gene Ontology annotation, biological process: regulation of DNA-templated transcription. The coding region runs from base 142 to 1431 and encodes 429 amino acids. Gene Ontology annotation, cellular component: nucleus. Gene Ontology annotation, molecular function: transcription coregulator activity; RNA binding. Lineage: Eukaryota; Metazoa; Chordata; Actinopteri; Centrarchiformes; Sinipercidae. The record is from RefSeq and is a predicted model, not a curated record.
GAAGCUGCAUAAGGGGAAGUGCCGCAGUGUGUUCUGCUCAAUUCUGUGGCGCUGCGUAGAUGUCAACCAGGGUUUUUAUCAGCUAAUCAGAAGAAACAAACUUCAUUGUUUUUUAAAACUAUAUAUAUAUAACGUCACAAAAUGGCCACUGAUUCGGGAUACGGUGGUUCACAAAGCUAUGGAUCCUAUGGCGGUCAGCAGAGUGGGCAGGGUUAUGGUCAAGGAAAUGGCAGUGGCUCUUAUGGGGAACAGAGUUACAGUGGCUAUGGACAGCAAGGCGCAACACAAGACAGUUAUGGCCAGUCUCAGCCUCAGAGCUAUGGUACUUACGGACAGGACUCAUCUGGGUAUGGCGACAAGUCGUCGUCGUCGUCUUAUGGUCAGCAAGGUUCCUAUGGUGGCCAGGGGCAAGGAGCAGACAGCUAUGGACAGCAAAGCUCUUAUGGUAGCCAAGGGCAAGGUGCUGGCAGCUAUGGAAGAUGGAGUGAAGCAGGUGAAAGUGGUGGUCAGGGCGCGAGGUUUGGACGUGAACAAGGAGACCGUGCAGAAGGAGGGGGCUACAGAGGCCGAGGCCGUGGUGGUUAUGACCGUGGCAGUUAUGACCGCGGUAGUGGAUAUGACCGUGGUGGAUACGACCGUGGCGGAAGAGGUGGACCUCCUGGUAUGGGAGGUGGUGACCGUGGUGGCUACAAAAAUUACGGUGGCUCUCGAGACUACGGCUCAAGGGAUGAACCAGCUGGUGAGCAGGACAACUCUGACAACAACACCAUUUUUGUCCAGGGACUGGGAGAAGAUGCCACAGUUCAGGAAGUCGGCGACUUCUUCAAGCAAAUUGGUAUCAUCAAGGUGAACAAGAAGACGGGCCAACUAAUGAUCAACAUCUACUCUGACAAGGCCACCGGUCAACCAAAGGGAGAAGCUACAGUGUCAUUUGAUGACCCGCCCUCUGCUAAAGCUGCUAUUGAUUGGUUUGAUGGCAAGGAGUUCAAUGGCAAACCCAUCAAAGUAUCAUUUGCCACCCGCAGAGCUGAGUUCACACAGAGAGGAGGAGGAAUAGGUGGAGGAGGUGGAAGAGGGGGACGAGGAGGAGGAGGAUUCAGAGGUCGUGGUGGUGGAGGACCCAGCUUUGAUAUUAAGGGGGGAGACUGGCCCUGUCCCAACAGCUCCUGUGGCAACAUGAAUUUUGCACGGCGACAAGAGUGUAACAAGUGUGGCACACCCAAACCAGGAGAUGGAGGAUUUGGAGGUGGAGAUCGUGGAAGCAGAGGUGGUUAUGGCGGUGACAGAGGUGGUGGCUUCAGAGGCCGUGGAGGUUUCCGUGGGGGAGACCGUGGAGGCUACGGAGGAGGUGGUGGCGGAGGAUUCGGAGGGGGCUACAAAAUGGGAGGAAGGGGUGACCGCAGAGACGACAGAAGAGAAAGGCCAUACUAAGCGUUGAGCAGAUGGAAACCAUUCCAGCCCUUGAGUUCGCCAUGGAGGGAGGGUUUAGUUUGGGAAAACUGGGUGGGAAAGGAUUGGGGAAGGUGAUGGAUCAGACAUUCUGAUUUGUGUACCUUUUUUUUGUAGCCAGUGCAUCCCAACUAUUACUAUUCAUCUGUGAGUGAGGGGAAGGAUGUGUUGAGCUAUUGUGAAGGGACUUCCAGGCUGAUUGGCACUGUUAUGUGGUCAAAUGUUUAGGGUUUUUUUUUUCUCUGCUUUUUUUGUUUUAUUUCUUUGUACAUCUUUUUAAUUUUCUCUCAAAUUCUAGUUGCAGAUGUUUUGUGAGGUAGACUUCGUACCUUUUUUGUUUUUGUAUGAACGGAAUAAAAUGUUUUACUUCGGUUCUGUUUGUUUUUUCUUCAAAAUGAUAUUAAAAAAAAACCGUGAUCUUU